AAUAAAUUCAAGAAACCUCAAGAACCUAAAAAAUGGAAAAAUAUCAAAGAUACGACCGAAAGGGCUCCAGCCUGUUUUCCAUUCGUUAAAAAGGGUAUGAUGGCAUUAGAGAAGGAUCACAGCGAGGAUUGUCUUUAUAUGGAUAUUGCAACUCCUGCUUGGGAGUCUGAUGAUGGUCACCUUUAUCCAGUUCUAGUUUUUAUUCAUGGAGGUGGCUACCAAACUGGUACAACUAGAGAAAUUCCACAAGAAGCUAUGGCCAAAAAAUAUGCCAAGAAUAAUAUUGUUUUUGUUACCUUCCAAUACAGAAUUGGACAAUUAGGCAGAAAAUUUUUUUUUUAA
This is a messenger RNA of Meloidogyne enterolobii, 342 nucleotides long. Lineage: Eukaryota; Metazoa; Nematoda; Chromadorea; Rhabditida; Meloidogynidae. The record is from the annotation of a GenBank genome assembly.